This is a messenger RNA of Colletotrichum tamarilloi, 3348 nucleotides long. RefSeq names its product serine endopeptidase. Lineage: Eukaryota; Fungi; Ascomycota; Sordariomycetes; Glomerellales; Glomerellaceae. Gene Ontology annotation, cellular component: membrane; cell wall. Gene Ontology annotation, molecular function: serine-type endopeptidase activity. The transcript is spliced from 5 exons. Gene Ontology annotation, biological process: proteolysis. The record is from RefSeq and is a predicted model, not a curated record. The coding region runs from base 1 to 3348 and encodes 1115 amino acids.
AUGAAGUCAUUCAUUAAGCAGGCUGCCUUCGCAGCUUGCCUCCCAUGCUUAGUUGUAGCUGAUUACAAUGACGCGUUUGUUGUUGAGUUCGAUUCAUCAGUGCAAUUGAGCCCAGCAGAUCUCAUCAGCCGGACUCAGGCAUCUUUGGCAGCUUCUGGCUUAGACUGCACUGCAUCUUCGCGAUAUCAUUUCACUCACGCUGUAUUUCAAGGCGGAUCUUUCAACGUCGACUGCACCAACAAUGGAGUUUCUCAGAAGGCGGUGCUGUCGACCAUACAGUCGAUUGAUGGCAUUCAGAAGGCCUGGCCUGUAAUUUCAGCAGCACCAGCCGUCCACAUGCCGAGAAUUCCAGGUAUUUCUGACGGCGAUUGGGGAAGCAGCACUCAUGGUUCGUCCAAGCGCGACUUGUCUCAGGUCUUGGCUCUCCAAGCAAGAGACAAUAUCGCAGCCGAUACCUUGCCGACGCAUGUUGAUACUGGGGUGUCGAAGCUACACGCCAGCAAUAUCACUGGUAAAGGCAUCCGUGUGGCAGUCAUUGACAGCGGUUUCGACAUCGAUACUCCGGGCCUCAGCAAGACCAACAUUGUCUAUGCUCACGACAUGACAGACGGCGACAAUGAUGUUCGUGACAACUGUUCCUUCCAUGGCACACAUGUUCUGGGUAUUGUAGGAGCCAAGGGUGAUGAGGGGAGGUUUGGUGUCGUUGGCGUGGCCCCUGAUGCCACAUACGAGCUUUACCGCAUCACAGGUUGUACUUCAGGAACUACGGAUGACGCGAUCAUCAACUCGUUCCUCGAAGCUGCAGAAAGAGGCGUCGACGUUAUAUCAUGUUCAUAUGGGGGUGCCCUUACUUUCCCUGAAGACCCCUGGUCUAUCGUAGCCACACGACUGUUUAACAAUGGCACCUAUAUCUCCCUUGUAGCCGGAAACGGUGGCCCUGGCAUCUUCACAGGCGCCAGCCCUGGGGGUGCAGAUGCUAUCGCCGCCGUUGGGUCUACCGACAACUCGCAAACUCCUUACUACAACUGGGGAGGCAAUUGGACCGCAGGAGGUGAAGGUGGAUCGCUUCGCUUUGUCCCUGGCAUGCCGUUCGACUUCCCAUCAAAAGAAGGGCUGACAGUCUGGACUUCAGACACACCCAACACCAAUGGUUGCCAGCUGCUCCCUGAUAAGUCUAGUUUGCCGGCCGACUUGUCCAAAGUCAUUUUCCUCUCCCAGUUUGACCAAUGCUGGAUGGCAGCCGAUAACUCUACAGUCUCACUCACGAAAGAGUUUGGCAUCCCUUAUGUCAUGUACUACAGCUGGAGCAAUUACACGGUCUCUGAAGGCCCGCUAUUCCUCAAGGUCUCCGCAGCAAACCAGAAAGGGGCUGUCACGGUUGACUAUGAAACAGCAAAGCAACUACUGGAUGCCAAGGCAAAGCACGGUUCCGUUCAGGUGUUCCUUGCCAACGAGGUCUCUUUUGCAGAUGUUAGUCUCACUUAUAAGGCCAAUAACCGCUCUGGUCUCAUGAGCUCCGUGUUCACCAGCUGGGGCCCAACUCUUCGAGCAGGAUCCAUGCCCGCAUUCCAUGCCCCCGGAGGAAAUAUCUUGAGUACUUUCCCUGGAUGGCUUGGAGGCUAUGGAGUGGUCAGUGGCACUAGCCAGGCCACCCCGUUUGUCGCCGGCAUCGCUGCGCUUGUCAAACAGCAGCAUCCAGAUUACAGCUCUGAAGAUAUCCGGAAUGUCAUCGCGGCCACAUCACGGCCUGUCAAGUGGUACGAUGGAAAAGGAAACACUGGAGACUUCCUGGCACCCGUCUUCCAACAAGGGUCUGGCCUUGUCGACGCGUGGGGAGCAGUUCACUCGACCACAUUACUCAGCGCCUCUGCCCUUUCAUUCAAUGACACGGCCAACCGCCCCAAAGAGUUAACCUUCACAAUCAAGAACACCGGGUUGAAGACUACCACCUACGAUCUGAGUCAUGUUGGAGCCAGCUCUGGCUAUGUGCUUGAGAAGGUGGAUAGCUACCAACUCACUGAGGCCGUGGUGUAUCCAGUGUACGCCGAAGUCAGCAUCAACCCUACAACUCUCUCAGUUGAGCCAGGGAAGACAGCCACUGUUUCGGUUUCGGUCUCAAAAGAGCCCGCUUUGUCGGAAGCUUCAACUCGUGUGUCCUAUUUUGGAGGCUACAUCAACAUUGAAGCCAAGGGUGCAGCUGACAUCAAUAAACUCUCGCUACCCUACACCGGCUUCGGCGCGCCAUUGACUACCUUACACAGCAUCAACCGGGACAAAUCUUAUCUGUCGUCAUACAAUGUAACUGCCGGCAAGGCAUCGCAUGCCGAACCAGGCCGCGUUUAUACCUGCACGUUGAACAUCACCGCAGAUAUUCCAGCUUCGUUCCCAGGCAAUGAGUUUCCCGGCAUCGAGGUCUUCCUCUUCUUGCAGUCGCGCAACAUGAGCAUUCACAUGGUAGACGCAAAGACUGGAAAUGUAGUGGUCAACUCCUACCAGAGUACGUCAGAGGUCCCAUGGAACGGUUCCACUUGGUAUUGGGAUGGUUCCGACGAUAACAAAGCUCCCGUGCCGGCUGGUACUUACAUCUGGCGCGUCAAGGCCCUGAAGAUGCUUGGAGAUGCGGCGAAGGAGGAGGACUGGGAAACCUGGGAAGCCGGUACAUGGGUUCUGGAAUACACUGCUGACAGCAUUUUCCCUUCGAGUUCAACGAUUCCGAAAAGUAUGGGCUGGUAUGAAAUCACCGACGACUAUAUUAAAGACUCGAAGAUCAACAUCCCAGUAUGCGAAACUCUCCAACUCAGAGAUGUUUACGGCGGAACCCAAAGAACCAUAUACCGCGUUGAUCAGAGCGGACGACAGUUUCCAGUGUGGACUGUCAACGAGAACAUUGAAAGCGGCGUACUUGCGAUUGUCUCCGCCGACCCCAGAGCACAGGUCCCCGCAGGCAAUGCCGUUGGUAUCAUCAAAUACCACACCAUGUCCUCAAGAACACAAAUCACCCUACGCAGAUCAGAACUCAGUCUGGGGCUUACGGACUACAGCCAUGGACACGAAAUCAACUUCAACGGCUGCAACUACCGAUGGGUUAUGUCCAAAAAUACCAUGUCGACGAACACGCUUUACCUGAAGACCGAUGGGAAUCGAAUUUUAGCAAGAUGGUCAGGAAAGCCUGAAGGUCGAGGGGGCGACCCAAGUCCGGUUUUUGAACUAUUCGUUCCCCCUCAAACGCUGGACAUGGACUUUUUGGUAGUCACCGGUUUGGCGGCUGCAGGAUACUGGAAGAAGGCAGACAAGCUCAAGAGCCCGAUAAGCAAGAUUUUGAAAAUUAUGGGAGGCCUGGGUCCAUAA